Molecule: messenger RNA, 1805 nt
Organism: Ilyonectria robusta
Lineage: Eukaryota; Fungi; Ascomycota; Sordariomycetes; Hypocreales; Nectriaceae
Exons: 3
Coding region: 210-1508 (432 amino acids)
Biological process (GO): regulation of transcription by RNA polymerase II
Cellular component (GO): PcG protein complex; transcription regulator complex
Molecular function (GO): RNA polymerase II cis-regulatory region sequence-specific DNA binding; DNA-binding transcription factor activity, RNA polymerase II-specific
Source: RefSeq, a predicted model, not a curated record
CACCACCAUGUCAUGCCACCCGCAAAGGGGCAUGCAGUUUUGUGUGUUUGUCCUGACGACUGUGUUCUCUCCUUGCACUGGCUCCGCCUCAUGCGACACACCGAAAUUUGGCGCUGACUCUGAAAUCUUAGCCACAGCUUGAACGCCUCCGUAUUGUGAGACGUCAAAUCUAAAAACCCCUUUCGAGAUUACGAUCGAACGCCGGCACAAUGAUGAACGGCAUGCGAUCACCGGCUCCUACGGAGGUUAUGGACAUUACGAACAUGUUGAAUAAGAAAGCCGGACAAAUGCAACAACAGCUUCACAACGGCCUCAUGGACCACCACCACCUCGUCAAGCCUGAGCCUGGCAUGGAGCGAUCAGUUUCUCCCCACGGCUCUGAGCACUCGCAAUACUCCACUCCCCACAGCAUGGCGCGCGCCUACCCUUCACCAUCCGCGAUGCAUGCGCCCAUGCACAUCCCCAACCCCAUGCCAACCGCGAUGCAAAUUCCUGGAUACCCUGAUAUGCCCAACAUGGGCGGAAUGCCUAACAUGGGCAUGCAACACAUGCCUCAGCAGCCUCAGCAACCCCAACAACCCGUCAAGGCCUAUCCCUGUAGCACUUGCGGAAAAGGAUUUGCGCGACGGAGUGAUCUCGCUCGACACGAGCGCAUCCACAGCGGCGUCCGACCUCACGUCUGCGACUGGCCCGCCUGCGGAAAGAUGUUCAUUCAGCGAUCCGCCUUGACUGUCCACCAGCGAGUGCACACUGGUGAGAAGCCUCACCACUGCGAGACUUGUGCCAAGCCUUUCAGUGACAGUAGCUCUCUGGCUCGCCAUCGACGAACUCACUCGGGCAAGCGACCUUACAAGUGCCCCUAUGCCGACUGCCAGAAGACCUUCACCCGUCGAACCACCCUCACUCGCCAUCAGAACCACCACAGCGGAACCAUUGAGGAGGCCGCUGCUGCCACCGCAGCUGCGCUUGCCGCAUCAAAGUCUAAGGGCAUGACGCAGGCUCGAUCUGACAGCGACCACAUGUCCAACCAUGGCUCUCCUAUGACCACUCCCUCGCCGGCCCAACGCACUAUGUCCAUGUCACCUAGCGUUGACCUGUCCGGAAACAGCAUCCCCCGCCAUGCUGGAGACUUCCAAUAUCUCCCGCAGAACGGUUCUCUCCCCGUGCACCUUCGCGUCGGUAGCCCUGUCUCGACCUCAUCGGGCGGCUACAAUUCCAUCCGACCUACUUCACAUCCCACUGGCUAUGGCCCCCCUCCCACUCUGGAGCCAAGCUUGGAGCAGCACCAGGGUGGCCCCGGAAGCGCUGGUGGCAGCCCUCACAUGGCCAAUGUUGGCUGGCAGUCGCCUUCCAACGUGGCAUCGCCAUCGCAGAACGCUGCCAGCUACGUCUAUCCCGACCCCGAAGCCUACCCUUCGAACCCUGCGAUGAACCAGAUGUACUAUGGCGCCCCGCAGCACAUGCGACGCCCCCAGAGCGCCGAGCCUGGACUGGUACACAUGGCUUAGGUGGCCGAUCUACCAUCCACAGAGCUUGUGGAAUAGGCCCUUCUCGGCCGGGGCUCCCCAGCUCAACCCAUUGAUACCCUGUAUUUGUUGUCAAAGAUCUGCCCGUCGUUGGGCACGGAGAUUUCAACGGCGUUUGUUAUCGGACUGGAUCCCUUUACACCUCUCAAAAUUGCAUGGACUCGGAAUUACAUGCUCACAGUCACCUAAUACUCCACCACCACCACCGACGCGUGGGCUCACUCCUUGACGGAGCAUGUUCGGAAUGCCAUUUUCCUUUGCUCAUUUUCCUAAUCUUUC